UUCGCUCUUUGAGCGAAGAUGGCGGGCCCGACAGCCUCGGACGUGCCCCCGACGAUGCCGGUCAAGAUCUUCUCAGCUGGCGUGGCGGCCUGUGUGGCGGAUGUGAUCACCUUCCCGCUGGACACGGCCAAAGUUCGGCUCCAGAUCCAAGGUGAAUGCCAGACCUCCAGAGCCAUUAGGUAUAAAGGUGUCCUGGGUACAGUCACCACUCUGGCAAAAACUGAAGGGCCAAUGAAACUCUAUAGUGGGCUGCCUGCUGGUCUCCAGAGACAAAUAAGCUUUGCCUCUCUUAGGAUUGGCCUCUACGACACCGUCCUGGAGUUCUUCAGCACAGGGAAAGAAACAACAGCUAGUUUAGGAAGCAAGAUCGCAGCUGGUCUGACGACUGGAGGAGUGGCAGUAUUCAUCGGGCAACCCACAGAGGUCGUGAAGGUCAGACUGCAAGCACAGAGCCAUCUGCAUGGUCUCAAACCUCGCUACACUGGGACUUACAAUGCUUACAGAAUCAUAGCGACAACGGAAGGCCUGACAGGCCUUUGGAAAGGGACUACUCCCAAUCUGACAAGAAAUGUCAUCAUCAAUUGUACAGAGCUAGUUACAUACGACCUAAUGAAGGAGGCCCUUGUGAAAAAGAAACUCCUAGCAGACGACUUACCCUGCCACUUCGUGUCAGCUCUCAUCGCUGGAUUUUGCACAACAGUCCUGUCCUCGCCAGUGGAUGUGGUAAAAACCCGAUUUGUUAAUUCUCCACCAGGACAGUACACGAAUGUGCCCAACUGUGCCAUGACAGUGCUCACUAAGGAAGGACCGUUGGCUUUUUUCAAAGGGUAGGAUAUGGUCUUCUCUGUCUAUAAUGUUGUGUUCAGGCCAUCUGUGUGCUUUGGGAUGCUUUCUUGUCUAAAUAGUUGACCAGCCUUAGUCUAUGCCGUAUGCUUAGUGUCUAUUUUUCUUUGCCAUAACGAUCUCCAAUUCGCUAAUUCCACUG
Messenger RNA from Leptonychotes weddellii (Weddell seal), 985 nucleotides. The record is from RefSeq and is a predicted model, not a curated record. NCBI's taxonomy places the organism in Eukaryota, Metazoa, Chordata, Mammalia, Carnivora, Phocidae.